AUGGGUUUUGAUGAACAAAAUAAACCGCAUGAAGAAUCACAUGAGGCAUCUCAGAAAUCUGUGGCGACAGCAAGCGAGUGUGAAUUUUGUGUCCAGAACUGUAACUCUGACACAACAUCAACUGACCACAAAAUAUCCCACCUUCAAGCUCAAGGGAAAAAUUUGGUCACAGAGCUUAAUCCAAUGUCUAAAGACAAAUUUAUGUGUUUUAUUUGCAAGAAGGAUUUUCCAUCAAGGAAAUCCUUGUGUGGGCAUAUGAGAACCCAUCCUGACAGAAAUUGGAGGGGUGUUCACCCUCCUAUACCUUCUCUUCCUGCUCAUAGCCACGAUUCUAGCUCCAACUUAACGAUGGAAAAGAACGAAAAUCAUUAUUAUUCCAAUGCAAUUGCUACACCAAAGAAAGAAGAACCUGUUGAUCUAUUAAAACAUUUGCGAAUGCUACCAGGAUGGCAAUUUGGGAAAAGAAGGAAGAAACGUGUUUAUAGGAAAGAGGAAAUUACAGCUGCUCAAAUACUGGUGGAUAUCAGUCAUGACACAUGGCCACAUGGUGUGCAUCUCAAAUCAGUACUUCAAAUGGGGCAUUUUGGAAAUAAUAUGAAAGGAGCAUCGAAUGAUAUGAACACUAGAGAUGAGGCUGGUACUGGUGGAGUAAAAGAUUUAGUUCGUGACUUUGGUGAAAUGAAGAUGUCCAAGGAAAAUAACAACGAGAAUAGAAGAAAGUUGACAGUGAAAUUGAAGAAUCCAUAUUCAAGAGUUAAAGAUGAGGCAGGAGAUGGCUACAAAUGUGAUAUUUGCUGUAGGUAUUAUCCAACGAUCCUAGACUUUGUAGAAGACAGAUUAAGCCACGCUAAAGAGAGGAAUCUUAAGCGUAAGUCUUCAGAUGGCGCAAGAGAAGCAGAUCAAUCAAGCAAAAAAGUUCAUGGCUUUGAUCUGAAAGAGUUGCCCGAGGAUACGUAA
This is a messenger RNA of Abrus precatorius (Indian licorice), 957 nucleotides long. RefSeq lists its product as uncharacterized. The transcript is spliced from 2 exons. Bases 1 to 957 code for a protein of 318 amino acids. Lineage: Eukaryota; Viridiplantae; Streptophyta; Magnoliopsida; Fabales; Fabaceae. The record is from RefSeq and is a predicted model, not a curated record.